Messenger RNA from Gigantopelta aegis, 4948 nucleotides. RefSeq names its product cadherin EGF LAG seven-pass G-type receptor 2-like. Gene Ontology annotation, molecular function: calcium ion binding. Lineage: Eukaryota; Metazoa; Mollusca; Gastropoda; Neomphalida; Peltospiridae. Bases 1303 to 3744 code for a protein of 813 amino acids. The transcript is spliced from 20 exons. Gene Ontology annotation, cellular component: plasma membrane. Gene Ontology annotation, biological process: homophilic cell-cell adhesion. The record is from RefSeq and is a predicted model, not a curated record.
ACAACAAUAAAAAAAUAUUCUAACUCAGUAAAGCAGACGAGAGAUCUGAACACGAAAGUGCUCCUGAGAUUAAACUGUGUCAAAAGGAUAUAUAGGUUUCUUUGUGAGUAGUUCAAAAAGUCGUCGGGCCCUCGGAGAAAAAGGGACUUGUUUUAUGUGAAAUAUUUUCAUUUAGAACAUAUUUAAGUUAUACAUCAGAAGGUUGAGGUAGAUCAAGAUUUGGUAGUGAUUCUACCCCGGGUGGAUGGUGGAUUAACUGAAUAUGGUGUAACGUAUCUGGGAUACGACUAGAUAUCUGUGUGGCGAAUAACUGUUAAGAGGCUCCCUGCACUGUGACACACAUUUGGAGAAAUGUUCUCACGGGCCAAGUGUUAUAUUGUAUUUCGCUGUGUGGAUGUUUUUAUUGGAGUUUUAUCUCUGUAUAUAUAUACUAGGGGAUUUCAAACAUUUUGUAGGCGGAUAUGUUUAUCAAACAUAACUCUGGAGUGAGAUUACUGACGUGGACACAGAAGCAUUAGGAAACAUUAAGAAGAUUUAAAUACUUUCUGAAGUAUAUUUCUAAAGGACAAAUUUGUUGGCUGUUUCCCAAGGGAUUUUUACACUGUGCUUCACCUGGACUUCUUUCAAAGGAAUAACAUCAUCUUCGCUGCCAUCAUACCGCGUGCUGUUUCACGUGUCUUGUCGCUUUUAGAUUGGUCUUAACAAAACGAAGCAGCAUUUGUUUUCCACCGACAUUAAUUCAGAAGGAUUUCACAUUAUUUACGUAAGGACUUGAAAGGAUUUUACAUUUGGCUUCACACAACGAAUGUGGUUGUUGUUUUUCCACUGACGUUAAUUCAGAAAGAUUUCAAAAUAUCUACGCAAAGAUUGUGAAGAUUUUGACGUGAAAUCUUUCCAAAAAUUGGUUUUAAUUUGCGUACAUCAGGUUAACCUGGUAUAUUUGCUGUAGCCUCUUCUGUAAAGAGAUAGAGUUUUGGCACGAACUCUUCUGCAAAGAGGUAGAAUUUUGGAAUGAGCUCUUCUGAAAAGAGGUAGAAUCUUGGCGCAGAAUCUACGACCAGCAUUCACCUUUGCCAAUUAGCAUCACCAAGAGUCCAUCUCUCGCUCUGUGUUCUCGGACGCGAUAGUUCGCUGACCCCCGGGGAUACAUCUUAUACCUACUUGCUCAAGGAAGACAAGGAACUGGAAUACUUAUUGGCUUAGCUGUAUCUGCCCCGUCUCCGGUGUGAACUUUGAUGGCCGAAUCUACUGUUUAAUUGUUUUCACUGUAUAUUUGGCAAAUCCAAGCAGAAUACUUCCAAGAUGGUCAACUUUGUGGGGCGAGGAAUGCAGGAAUCACUGGUGAGAGGAAACCACGUGACAAUGACGUUCACGAUGACGCCGGCGACGAAGUUGUUACUGCUGCUGUACAUGUCUCUGAGUUUAGCUGUCGUCAGCCUGGAUCCGUGCGAUCCUGAAGGGGGUUACGAAAUAAUUCCAAGUGUCAGAGAAAACCUUCCUGUCUCAUCUGUAAUCCAUUCAUUAAAAAUCCCCGGAAAUCAGAGCGAGGUGGAUCUGGUUGGACAGAACAGCACGUAUUUCCAGUUUGAUCCAGUCUCUAGGAAUAUCACACUGAAAAAAGCACUCGACAGAGAUACGUCAUUUCCGGGAGAGCUCGUCAAAUACUUUGUUAAUUGCAAAGCGAAAAAAGACGCUAACUUCAUUAAGAUCAACUUUCGAGUGGUUGUGCUGGACGUUAAUGACAACGCUCCUAAAUUCACACAAGACCAGUACGAGGUUCACAUCAAAGAGUCCCUGGCUGUGGGCGACUCCAUCAUCACUGGAAUCUCGGCUGUCGACAACGACAGCGGAAAUAAUGGACUCGUCUACUAUUCAGUACUGGACGGCCCGUAUUCCCACUAUUUUGACAUUAUUAACCCCGUGAAGGCUAACCUCAAGUUGAUAAAAAAGUUGGACUAUGAAACGGAAAAUAAUUUUACAAUACAAAUUGUCGCUCAGGACCAGGCAGACCAAGAGUCCCCUCUGAACGACACCGCGUUAGUCACAAUACGAGUGAUCGACGAAGAUGAUAUGCCACCAAAAUUCUCCCGUGCGAGAUACACGGGCACUGUGAUCGAGAAUUCCAAACCGGGCACGGUUGUGGAGAUGGCCGAGCGGAUCGUGGCCUAUGACCAGGACAUCUCAUUCAAUAACUCCGUCGUAUACAGCAUGAUGGCACCAGAUCCGCAGAAUAUGUUUGCAAUUGACAGACUCACGGCAGAGGUCAGGGUGAACAGAACGCCCACUUCCGGUGUCGUCAGUCUCUUUAUACAGGCGACCCAGGUGAACAACAAGCAGCAGAGCGGUGUUUCCGUUCUCAAGAUCCGCGUGAUCGAAUCCAACAUGAACGCCCCGUCGUUCCAGCAGCAGCUGUACACGGUCACGGUUCCCGAGAACACGCCCGUCGGAACCACAGUGCUCAAGGUCACGGCCACUGAUAAAGACUACGGAGCAAAUAUCUUUUAUGGAAUAGACACGCAGAACACGUUCAAAAUGGACGAAAACAGUGGAUUUAUCGUGGUGAAACAACCACUGGACUACGAGGGCCAGAAGAGAUAUGACCUACAAGUUACCGCCACUGAUGGCAUGUCUACGGCGUACGCUGUCGUAGAAAUUCUGAUCGCCGACGUCAACGACAACAACCCCGUCAUUAAAUACCAGGAGGUCGAUGUGUCCGUGCAGCGAGAACUGGGAACCGUCAUUACGCAGAUAGAGGCUCAAGACUUGGACAACAACACAUUGCUGACAUAUUCACUGCUGGCGCAUUACAAUAUUUUCGGCAUCGACUCUGCCGGCUAUAUCACGAUCAUCAACGCUGACAACAUCGAUGAAGACGUCUACGUCCUCGCUGUGACAGUGACCGACAACGGCAACCCACCGCGACAAUCAGUGGCCACCGUCACCGUCAGGUUCCCGCCACUGCCGAGGCCAGCGCCCGUUGCCAUGGCAGGGGGCGGAAGUGACAUCCUAGCUAUUGCAUUCGGCGUCAUCGCCGCCAUCUUGUUAAUCACCGUCACGAUUCUCGUUAUAUACAUCAUCAGAAGACGACAGCAGGCGAAUCAGCCGUUGGACAAGGCGAAAAUCAACUACGGCCUUGACCCUAAAGGUCUUCUGUACCACAAAAACAUGGGCUCGCGCAGCGCCUCGCGCGUCAACCUCAACUUCCGGGGAGACCACGAGGAGACGACCGACGGUUACACGACAAUCGCCACGAACCCCUUCACCAUUGGGCAGACGGCGUUCCGCGGCGGCGGCGGCCACGACGACAACUGCAACUACGGCUUCUUGCCGAACGACAAGUCGGAGACGAACCGAGACGUCGACGAGAUUCAGAUCGAGACAGCGGUGAUCCCGUACGGGCCAGGGGCAGACGACUCGUUCUACCAUUCAGUCCGUGAUGGCUUCCCGCAGCCGGAGGACGAGGACGACAGUUUCCAGGACAAACUAAACCACUCGUUCGCCAACGGCUCGCUGAGCACGUUCAAGAACUCCAGCAGCAACGAAAGUCUGCACAGCGACGGCGCCGGCUCCAAGACCAUGCUGAUGAACAGCAGAGUUGUUGACGGGAAGAAACCCAUGGGAGGCAAGAACAUACCGUGGAACAGCAACGGGCAUCUAGCGUCUAUGAAGUCUGUGCAUAGUAUAGACCCAAACACGGGGGUGGCCCCCAUGGAUGAGAAGCCAGAAAUCACAGUAUACUUCUAACAAAUCACUUGAUGUUUAUCAUGUCUGUUGUGUGCAUGAACGAAUUGAAUGUGAUAUGAUGUGAUAAACAGGUAUGACACGUGAACAUGUUUACCAUUUCUUCACAGUUCAAACACUUCUUAUGAUCUUGAAAUGGUCUAUAAUGUAAUAUCAACCAUGAAAAGGAAUGCACACCAUUCUUCGCAGUUCAUCAACGUCUUAUGACCCAGAAAUGGUUUAUAAUGAAUUAGCAAUCAAGGAAAGAAAUUUAUUCCAUUCUUCACAGUUCAUCAACUUCUUAUGAUCCAGAAAUGAUAUAUAAUGUACGCUCGUAGUAUCAAUAAUAAAAGGAAAUGUAUACCAUUAUACAUAGUCCAUCAACGUCUUAUGAUCUAUAGAUGGUCUACAAUGGAAAGGAGUAUGGAAGGAUGUGAUAAAAACUUGGUAAAUAGGAUAAUGGUAUAUGAUAAAAUGUGAUAUGUAUGAAACAGAUAUGAUGUUUCACGGGAACUGAUUUCAUGUAUAAGUGAAUGCUGUGACACAAAUAAAUUAGUUAAUGAAGGAUGUGACAUGCAUCAGGGAAAAGAACUAUGUGCCAUAUAGCAGAAAAAGAUGUGACAAAGAAAAACAAUGAUAUCUGUCUUGGCAGGAUGUGACAUUAAAGCAAGAUCUUUCGUAUAUGAACAUCUCAAUAAAUAUGUGACAUAUAAAGAAAAAUAUGACAUAUAAAAACAUGUGACAUAUAAAAAAUGUGACAUAUAAAUUAAGAUGUUACAGGUUAAACGUGAUCAUUAGAAAAUGUGACACAUCAUACGAUACGACAUAUUGUAUAAGGACAUAUGUGAUGUUUCGCUAAAAUGUAUCAACAUAUGAUACAUCAAUGGAAUAUGCGACAAAGAAUUUUGUGGAGUACAACAGGUAAAGAUGAAUGUGGGAUAUUUAACAAAAACGUAACAUGUAUUAGCACAAGGUGUAAUAUAUAUAAAAGAAAGAGGUGAUAUAAUAUCUCAAGGAAAGACGUAAGAUAUGAAGGAGAUAUGUAACAUCCAAAACAUACACGAAUUACAUCAACUAAAGAUCGCAGAAAUGCUGUAUCUAUCAAGAAAAGUUCAUGGGCGUUAUAUACGAGGCGGAAGCUUGAGAGCUUUACCUCAUAUUCACCACCUCAAGCCAUAGGCGUACGGGCUACCAUUUAUUAUUUGGGGGGGGGGGGGGGGGGGGGGGG